GUGUUGGACCAAUCAGAAUGAACCACGAAACGUAAAUUUGUUGUAUUCGUGUAUGUCACAAAAUGGAAUAAUAUUACUUGGAAAGUGGUUGUAAAUAAUGUUAAAGACAGUACAAAUGGUACAAUUAAUGGAAACGACACAUAGAAACCUCUGGUUGAAGUUAACACCGUAUUUAGCGUUAUUUAUCUUUAUUGACCUUUCGGAAUGUAUAAACCAAGCCGAAGUUGACCGACAUUUAGAGCUAGGGAAACAAUAUUUAGCUAAAGGCCAGUUAGGGGACGCUUUGAGUCAUUAUCAUUCGGCAGUUGAGGGCGAUCCUCACAAUUAUUUAACAUAUUUCAAACGAGGCACUGUUUAUCUCGCUUUAGGCAAAGCGAAAAAUGCAAUCAGCGACUUUGAUUUGGUCCUGGAGAUGAAACCAGAUUUUACAGCGGCUAGAAUUAGUAGAGGAAAUAUUCACUUAAAACAGGCCAAUUAUGACUUGGCACAAUUAGAUUUUUAUAAUGUGUUAAAAACAGAUCCCUACAAUCAGGAAGCUAAUGAUCUAAUUGCGCGGAUAGACCCAGCCAAAGAACGAGUUCGUUUGGCCGAGUAUUAUUACGCUCAUGACGAUUACAUAAACGCAAUUAAUUUAGUCACAGAAGCUCUGGAGACAAGCCCCUGGGCCGCCCAAUUGUACGAACUUAGAGCUGAGAUGCAUAUGAACAAUGGUGAAGAAAUGGCGGCUGUCAGUGAUAUAAGAUCAGCCACAAAGCUUCAAAGUGAUAACACUGAAGGUUACUUCAAGUUAUCGCAGUUAUUAUACAAGUUGGGUCACGCUUCCGAGUCCCUCAAAUCGAUAAGGGAAUGUCUUAAACUUGAUCCUGAACACAAAGAUUGCUUCCCCUUUUACAAAAGRAUUAAAAAAGUGGAAAAAUUUUUGACUGAAGCUGAGACAGCUUUAGAGAAUAAAAGUUAUCARGAGUGUAUCGACGCAGCUUUAAAAGCCGAAAAAAACGAGAAAGAGGUUCAAAAUGUCAUUUAUCAUGCCAAGCGUUUGUUGUGUGCUUGUUAUUCAAAUGAUGAGCAGUCUGAUGACGCGAUAACAGCCUGCACUGAAGCUCUAGGUAUAAAUGAUGAUCCAAAUGUUUACUGUGAUAGAGCGGAGGCGUAUUUACAGUCAGAACUGUACGACGACGCCAUCAGAGAUUACAAGGCGGCUUUAGAAAUGAAUUCGCAGUUUGAACGGGCGCGGGAAGGGCUCAAUAAGGCCGAAAACCGGCAAAAACAGUCAGAACGUCGCGAUUAUUACAAAAUCCUAGGUGUUAAAAGGACAGCUUCCAAGAGGGAAAUUACGAAAGCGUACAGAAAAAUGGCUCAAAAAUGGCAUCCUGACAAUUACCAGAAUGAUGAGAAAAUGAAGAAAAUUGCCGAGAAGAAAUUUAUUGAUAUUGCUGCCGCUAAAGAGGUUUUGACAGAUGAUGAAAAGCGAAGACAGUUUGAUAAUGGUGAAGAUCCUCUUGAUCCUGAAUCAGGACGAGGAGGAAUGCCCAACUUCCAUCAGUUCCACACUUUCCACGGAAGUCCGUUCCAAUUCAAAUUUCAUUUCAAUUAACUUUUUAUUUUGUGUUUUCGUCUGCAAAGUAAAGUCGGCAAAACUCAGGAUAAGUGUGUGAUAAAAAAUCCAAUCACGGAAAUUGCCAGAACAAGCUUAUUUAGUUAUUUUUGUGUAAAAAGGGACUGAUAUCAUGUACAUAAAUUAAAUGAGUAGUUUUUACCAUUUGCCCUUACAUUGUACAUAUUUAUAUGAUAAUAAAAUAUUUAUAUUACAA
Tribolium madens (black flour beetle) is the source of this 1811-nucleotide messenger RNA. RefSeq names its product dnaJ homolog subfamily C member 3 (gene P58IPK). Gene Ontology annotation, biological process: protein folding in endoplasmic reticulum. Gene Ontology annotation, cellular component: endoplasmic reticulum. The record is from RefSeq and is a predicted model, not a curated record. Gene Ontology annotation, molecular function: misfolded protein binding; protein-folding chaperone binding. Bases 98 to 1594 code for a protein of 498 amino acids. The transcript has 5 exons. NCBI's taxonomy places the organism in Eukaryota, Metazoa, Arthropoda, Insecta, Coleoptera, Tenebrionidae.